This is a messenger RNA of Eruca vesicaria subsp. sativa (arugula), 735 nucleotides long. Lineage: Eukaryota; Viridiplantae; Streptophyta; Magnoliopsida; Brassicales; Brassicaceae. The record is from the annotation of a GenBank genome assembly.
AUGGACGAACAUCAACACCAGGCAUUUUACGAAUUGACCGUGAAUAUUCCAAAACUUACGCAAAUAACUAGAAAAAUUAGUUACUUGCGUAAACUUUGGAAUAUUCACGGUCAAUUGGUAAAACGCACCGGUGUUGUUGUUGAUCCAUCUUCUGGACAAACAGAUAUGAUGCAAACUUGGUGGAGUGAUCGGAUUGUGAAGCCUCUGCCAUUUAAAGAUUUGUUGGAUCAAGUUUUUAGUGAACAUGAUGUUGAUCAAGAUGAACUUUAUUUACCACAUAUGCAUGGCGUACAACUCCAGCAAGUUCAACCUGUUUCAGAUGUUGAUGGCAUAACAAUGUCCCAGAUGCAAGAAACUCAAACUGGUGAGACAAUAGUGGAUCUUACUAAUGAUCAAGGAUGCAACCGAUCAAUCCGGAGCAUGUCGUCACAUUGUCUUCCAAGAAGAAAAACUAGCUUUGAAACACAUGUUGAGAGUAGAUUUCAGAGUGUAAUAGAUACUCGGCAAGAAGUUUUGGAAGAACUAGGCUCAAGAAAAAUUCAGAAGAUAACUUAUGGUGAUGCAACAUCACUUCUAAAAGGCUACCAAUUGAACAGCUCAGUUUAUUUUGGAACUUCAUAUCCUAGAAUUACGUUCCCGUGGAAUUCAAACUUAAAUGAAGAUGAGUUAAUGGAGCUAAUGUUAUUGGAAGAAGAAGAGUUUCUCCAAAGGUAUAUGCAUCCUAUAUUAGAGUAG